GGAGGCUGGCUGGACCGUAGUAGAAGGAUUGGCACACCUAACAGGUAGCUGACGCCGUCACAUCGAUCCUUCGCGUUUGAUCAAGAGGUGUUUCAUAUUGAAAAGAGUCCGUUUUCACCAGGUUACCGCACCAGAUCCUGCCAUGGGGGUCGCUGCCCUUUUUCUGUUCAGCAGUCUUUGCUUAUUUGCCAUCACUGCCCAAGCUCAACAAUGUUCUAAACCCUCCGGAGGACCCAACAUGGAUUUGAAACCCGAAUACAUUCUCAACACAACAUUUGAAGAUGGAGCCACUGUUGCAUUUUCCUGUAAUCCUGGCUACACACCCGCUGGAGGAUCUCCAACCAUCACAUGCACUGCUGGCCUGUGGAGUGAAGUGCUGCUGAGAUGCGAGAGGAAGAACUGUGGCGCUCUUGAAGAAGUGGCUAACGGUGAAAUUACCUACAUAAAUGGGACGGAGUUUGGUGAUACAGCUAAGGUCACAUGUAAACGGGGUUACAAUCCAGUCGGGGGAUCAGCAGUAAUGAGAUGCGACGUCGAGGGAUGGAUGGGCAGGUUGCCAACCUGUGAAGUGGUGAAGUGUGUCCCACCAGGAGGGAUUUUAAAUGGCACAUUCAGUCCAGUGAAGGAGUUCUAUGAAUACAGAGAGGUUGUGCAAUACUCCUGCAGCAAAGACUUGGAACUUAAUGGAUCAAGAGAAUUAAUCUGCUCUGAGGACGGGAAUUUCUCCCCUGCUCCUCCAACCUGUGUCUGGGUUGAGUGUAAAGAUCCUGUGAUUGAAAAUGCUGAAUUGCAGAGCGGUUCUCGGCCUCCACACAGACUCAAUGCUGCGCUGAUAUACAUCUGUAAGCCUGGAUACGCAAUGGAAGGACCGUCUACCGUGACGUGCAACUUAAACAGUCAGUGGUCCCCAUCGUUACCAAAAUGCAAUACUCAACAAUGUUCUAAACCUUCCGGAGGACCCAACAUGGAUUUAAAACCUGCAUACAUUCUCAACACAACAUUUGAAGAUGGAGCCACUGUUGCUUUUUCCUGUAAUCCUGGCUACACACCUGCUGGGGGAUCUUCAAAGAUCACAUGCACUGCUGGCCAGUGGAGUGCUGUGCGGCUGAGAUGCGAGAGGAAGACCUGUGGCGCUCUUACAGAAGUGACUAACGGUGAAAUUAUAUAUACAGACGGGAAUGAGUUUGGUGAUACGGCUAGGGUUCAGUGUAAACCAGGCUACAUUCCGGUCGGGGGAUCUGCAGUACUCAGAUGUGAGGUCGAGGGAUGGACGGGCAGGCCGCAAACUUGUGAAGUUUUGCAGUGUGCCACACCAGGAAGGAUUGUAAAUGGCACCUUCAGUCAAAUGAAGGAUUCCUAUGAUUACAGAGAAGUUGUGCGAUACUCCUGCAACAAAGACUUGGUACUUAAUGGAUCAAGAGAAUUAACCUGCUCUGAAGACGGGAAAUUCUCCCCUGCCCCUCCAACCUGUGUCUCUCAACAAUGUUCUAAACCCUCCGGAGGACCCAACAUGAAUUUGAAACCUGCAUACAUUCUCAACACAGCAUUUGAAGAUGGAGCCACUGUUGCAUUUUCCUGUAAUCCUGGCUACACACCUGCUGGAGGAUCUACAACCAUCACAUGCACUGCUGGCCAGUGGAGUGCUGUGCGGCUGAGAUGCGAGAGAAGGAACUGUGGCGCUCUUCCAGAAAUGUAUAAUGGUGAAGUUGUAUAUAUAAAUGGGACAGAGUUUGGUGAUACGGCUAAGGUUCAGUGUAAAAAGGGUUAUAAUCCAGUCGGGGGAUCAGCAGUAGUCAGAUGUGAGGUCGAGGGAUGGUCGAGCAGGCUGCCAACUUGUGAAGUGGUGAAGUGUGUCACACCAGGAGGGAUUGUAAAUGGUGCAGUGAAGGAGUUCUAUGAUUACAAAGAGGUUGUGCAAUACCCCUGCAGAAAUAACGUGGGACUUAUUAGAUCAAUAGAAUUAACCUGCUCUGAAGACGGGAAUUUCUCCCCUGCCCCUCCAAACUGUGUCGCUCAACAAUGUUCUAAACCCUCCGGAGGACCCAACAUGAAUUUGAAACCUGCAUACAUUCUCAACACAGCAUUUGAAGAUGGAGCCACUGUUGCAUUUUCCUGUAAUCCUGGCUACACACCUGCUGGAGGAUCUUCAAAGAUCACAUGCACUGCUGGCCUGUGGAGUGCUGUGCGGCUGAGAUGCGAGAGAAGGAACUGUGGCGCUCUUCAAGUGUAUAAUGGUGAAGUUGUAUAUAUAAAUGGGACUGAGUUUGGUGAUACGGCUAAGGUUCAGUGUAAAAAGGGUUAUAAUCCAGUCGGGGGAUCAGCAGUAGUCAGAUGUGAGGUCAAGGGAUGGUCGAGCAGGCUGCCAACUUGUGAAGUGGUGAAGUGUGUCAUCCAAGGAGGGAUUGUAAAUGGUCCAGUGAAGGAGUUCUAUGAUUACAGAGAUGUUGUGCAAUACCCCUGCAGAAAUAACGUGGGACUUAUUAGAUCAAUAGAAUUAACCUGCUCUGAAGACGGGAAUUUCUCCCCUGCCCCUCCAAACUGUGUCGGGGUUGAGUGUAAAGAUCCUGUGAUUGAAAAUGGUCAGUACAAGAGCGGUUCUCGGCCUCCACACAGACACAAUGCUAAGGUGACAUACGGCUGUAAACCUGGAUACACAAUGGAAGGACCGUCUACCGUGACGUGCAACUUAAACAGUCAGUGGUCCCCAUCGUUACCAAAAUGCAAUAAAAACCCAACAUCUACCACCACGACUGUCAGCAGUACUGCUGCCACCACUACAACAACACCCUCAGAAAACCCAACAUCUACCACCACGACUGUCAGCAGUACUACUGCCACUACCACAACUGUCAGCAGUACUGCUGCCACCACCACAACAACACCCUCAGGCCACGGGGAUUCCCUUUCACCAGCGAUUAUUGCUCUGAUCGUUAUAGCUAUCAUCAUCCCCUUCUGUGCCGUCUGUGUAUACAUCUACAGAAAGAAAUGCUCUCGGAGAAGCAGUACUGUCAAAGAGGCUGCAAGAGAUGGCGAGGAUGUAGCACUCUCGUAAGCAAGAUGGUCCUGUUGAUGCAAAACUCCAGCAUGUAAAAGUGCCGUCUGGAGAAGAGGAUUCCUCCCUGGCCCACUCAGAGAAUGUACUUGCCUCCAAAUAAACCCCCCCUAUGGAUA
Fundulus heteroclitus (mummichog) is the source of this 3171-nucleotide messenger RNA. Its product is annotated as complement receptor type 1. NCBI's taxonomy places the organism in Eukaryota, Metazoa, Chordata, Actinopteri, Cyprinodontiformes, Fundulidae. The transcript is spliced from 26 exons. The coding region runs from base 143 to 3052 and encodes 969 amino acids. The record is from RefSeq and is a predicted model, not a curated record.